Molecule: messenger RNA, 3678 nt
Organism: Pseudonaja textilis
Lineage: Eukaryota; Metazoa; Chordata; Lepidosauria; Squamata; Elapidae
Gene: WWP2
Product: WW domain containing E3 ubiquitin protein ligase 2
Biological process (GO): proteasome-mediated ubiquitin-dependent protein catabolic process; negative regulation of transcription by RNA polymerase II; regulation of monoatomic ion transmembrane transport
Cellular component (GO): cytoplasm
Molecular function (GO): RNA polymerase II-specific DNA-binding transcription factor binding; ubiquitin protein ligase activity
Source: RefSeq, a predicted model, not a curated record
CCCCCCCCGCCAUUCAUGCGUCCGCUCUACCCGUCGCGCUCCGCUCGCUGGUCCGUCCGUGCCCGGGUGACCCGCCGUCACGUGACAGGCUCCAGAGGCGGAAGCGCUCGGGAGCCGCGCCGGCAGCCGCAGCCAGAAGCCCCGCGGGGCCCGGAGGUCGCAGCGGCCGCGUCGCUCCGCAGGGCUGAUGAUGCGAUGGCCUCGGAGGGGCUUGCUGGGGAGAAAUCUCCGCUCACCGUGAAAGUUGUUUCAGCCAAGCCCAAGGCCCAGGGCCGCCAACCUCGCAUCACCUCCUUCGUGGAGGUCGUAGCAGACGGACUCGCCAGCGAGGCCAAGAAAACGGGCAGGCAGACCGGGAGCUCCGAGCUGCUCUGGAAUGAGAGCCUGGUGCUGAACGUCACUUCUCAAAGCCGCCUGGAUCUGAAGCUCUGGAGCUGCCACACCCUGCGCAAUGAGCUGCUGGGAGUGGCGUCCGUCAGCCUCUCCAGCGUGCCGAAGCAGAGCCAGGGGAAAGUGGAGACCAAGCCGAUGACCCUGAACCUGCAGGCCGAGAACAAAGGCGGCCUCCUCUCGGGCGGUGAGCUGACCGUCUUCCUGGAUGGGCCUGGCAUUGAGGCGGGCAGCCUGACUAAUGGCGUUGUCGCAGCAGACGAAGGACCGCAGGGAGCCAGGAGGGAGUCCGGGGGCCCAGCUGCAUCCUCGGAGAACAGGCCCCAGGCCCCCAGCACAACCUGUCUUGGUGGCUGGUCCAGAGUCCCCGGGUCGGCAGCGGAAGCCCCCAGGCAGAAUGUGACCCCCCUGGAGCAGAGACCAAGCCUGAAGAUCCAGUCUCCGCAGCUGGGCAGAGGCCAGGAGGACAGCCAGGGCACGGCAGGGAACGGAGAGUCCGAGAGCCCUGCAGCCGAGGCCGAGGAGGAGCCGGCUGGGGCCCCGGAGGUGCCCCCCCAGCCCAGCAGGGCUCAGCCCCCCGCAGAGGCCGAGGAGGCAGGCCCAGGUGUCCAGGCCUCCCAGGCAGCAGUCCAGGCGCUGGAGACUCUGCCAGCCGGUUGGGAGCAGCGGGAGCUGCCUAACGGGAGGGUCUACUAUGUGGACCACAACACCAAGAGCACCACCUGGGAGCGCCCCCUGCCGCCAGGCUGGGAGAAACGUGUGGACCCCCGUGGCAGGUAUUACUUUGUGGACCACAACACACGCACCACCACGUGGCAACGCCCCACUGCUGAAUACGUGCGCACCUACGAGCAGUGGCAGAGCCAGCGCAACCAGCUCCAAGGCGCCAUGCAGCAGUUCAGCCAGAGGUUCCUCUACCAGUCCUCCGGCACGGCUGCGGACAAUGACCCCUUGGGCCCGCUUCCUUCUGGCUGGGAGAAGCGGCAGGACAACGGGCGAGUGUACUACGUGAACCACAACACCCGCACCACCCAAUGGGAAGACCCUCGCACACAGGGGAUGAUCCAGGAGCCGGCACUGCCCCCUGGCUGGGAGAUGAAGUACACGAGCGAGCGGGUGCGGUAUUUCGUGGACCACAACACCCGCACCACCACCUUCAAGGACCCCCGACCCGGGUUCGAGUCUGGGAGCAAGCAGGGCGGCUCCCCUGGCGCUUAUGACCGGAGCUUUCGCUGGAAGUUUCACCAGUUCCGCUUCCUUUGCCACUCCAACGCCCUCCCCAGCCACGUCAAGAUCAGCGUCUCGCGGCAGACGCUCUUCGAGGACUCCUUCCAGCAGAUCAUGAACAUGAAGCCCUACGACCUGCGGCGCCGGCUGUACAUCAUCAUGCGUGGAGAGGAGGGCCUGGACUACGGGGGCAUUGCCCGCGAGUGGUUCUUCCUCCUCUCCCACGAGGUGCUGAACCCCAUGUACUGCCUCUUCGAGUACGCCGGCAAGAACAACUACUGCCUGCAGAUCAACCCUGCCUCCUCCAUCAACCCUGACCACCUCACCUACUUCCGCUUCAUUGGCCGCUUCAUCGCCAUGGCACUCUACCACGGCAAGUUUAUCGACACGGGCUUCACGCUGCCCUUCUACAAGCGGAUGCUGAACAAGCGCCCCACCCUCAAGGAUCUGGAGUCCAUCGAUCCCGAAUUCUACAACUCCAUCACCUGGAUCAAGGAGAACAGCCUGGAGGAGUGCGCCCUGGAGCUCUACUUCAUCCAGGACAUGGAGAUCCUGGGCAAGGUGACCACCCACGAGCUGAAGGAGGGAGGGGAGAACCUCCGGGUCACUGAGGAGAACAAGGAGGAGUACAUCAUGCUGCUGACGGACUGGCGGUUCACCCGGGGUGUGGAGGAGCAGACCAAGGCCUUCCUGGACGGCUUCAACGAGGUGGCCCCUCUGGAGUGGCUGCGCUACUUUGACGAGAAGGAGCUGGAGCUGAUGCUGUGCGGCAUGCAGGAAAUCGACCUGAGCGACUGGCAGAAGAACACCAUCUACAGGCAUUACACCAAGAGCAGCAAGCCGAUCCAGUGGUUCUGGCAGGUGGUCAAGGAGAUGGACAACGAGAAGCGAGUCCGGCUCCUCCAGUUUGUGACCGGGACCUGCCGCCUGCCUGUCGGAGGAUUCACGGAGCUCAUUGGCAGCAACGGACCCCAGAAGUUCUGCAUUGACAAAGUGGGCAAAGAGACCUGGCUGCCCCGAAGCCACACCUGCUUCAACCGGCUGGAUCUGCCUCCCUACAAGAGCUACGAGCAGCUGAAGGAGAAGCUGCUUUAUGCCAUCGAGGAGACGGAGGGAUUCGGGCAGGAGUGAGGGGAGCCUGGAAGGAGCCCGAGAAGAGCCAUCCUGCCUGCCAGGAAGGACGGAAUCCUGGGCCGCACAGCACGGAGGGAUUGUCUCGGGGACCCCUGUAGAGGAAGGCCCCCCUCCUGCAAGGCUCGGAUCCCAGAGCCGCCCCCCCCGCCCCCCCACAUCGCACUUCCCUGGCAUCCCAGCCUCUAUCAUGGGCACUUUGGGUCUCGUGCAGGCCCACCUCUCCCCACCUUGGGUCCAGCUGCUCCGGCCAGGGCCUUUCCUCACCCCCAGAGCACUUGAGUCGUCCCCGUCCCCACCCCGCCCCAGACAGCAUGCCCAAGCUCCCGCCAGGCUGGCCCCGAGGCCUUCCCUCUCGGCCGCUGAGCUCCUGCCAGUGGCUGCGCUCCAGCUUGGCAUGGGAAGAUGCGGCUCAGGGCAACCCUCCCCGUUUCCAGAUGGGGCCCGGCAACCUUGGCUCCUUUGCAGUCCAGCUCUUGUUGUCUCUGGAGAGCCCAGGCAAGAGGCAGGCCUGGAGCCUGGCCACAGCAGGCCCCGGGAAGCAUCCUGGCUUGCCUGUCCCCAAAGGCAGGCAGCACCAGGGACAGUCGACGGCCUUCCUUGUGGCUGAUCUGCGUGCGAAUGUCUGGAUUCCGAUGGCCCCAGCCUGAGCUUGUGGCUGGAAAGCUAGAGGGUUACCCAGCAGGGGCCACUCCGGUCCCAGGAAGGGCGGGCUUGUGCAUCUUAAUGCUCUUGGAGCGGCCCUUGGCCUCCACAGAGGGUGUGUAUAUGAAUGUGUAUAAAAACAUAUAUAUGUGAAUAUAUAAAUGUGUAUAUAAAUGCUCUGGACACCAAGAAUUGCAAUAGCUUUGGAUGGGAUCCUCAGUAGUUUUGUACUGCACCAUCUGCCUCAGUGAUGCCGCCUCUUGUGCAAUAAACUAUCUGCAGCUG